GGCUUAUAAGGGACUUUUUAUUGGACUGACCCCAUCCAGGACACAUUUUCAAUUUAGAAAAUAUCUACAGAUGCUGCUGAUGAACGGAAGUUUGAUCUUUUCAGAUAUUUCCUGAGGAUUAUUGCUGGACUUUUGAAUUUUUUUUUUUUUUGUAUUUUAAUACAGAUUUAAUUCAGUGUCAUCAUGAAGUUGACAGGGAUAUUUUUGUUAUUGAUGCUGCGGAGCUGUGAGGGUGCAAGAAUCGCAGAGAGCGGAGAGGACAACAGCGUGUACGACUUGUUCGAGCUGAUCCAAGUCCCGAAAAAGAACCACGGAGUCAACCAGGUGAAAGGAGACGACCCGUACAGCCCCGCCUACAAGAUCCUCAACCCGGACCUGAUCCCCCCGGUCCCCGAGAGCGCCCUCCGGGACCUGAUCGACUCCAUCCACGAAGAAAGAGGCUUCCUCCUCCUGCUCAACUUCAAGCAAUCCAAACGCACCCGAGGCAGCCUCCUGACCGUGGAGAAGAAGGACGGAUCCGGCCCCGUGUUUGAGAUCGUCUCCAACGGAAAGGCGAACACUUUGGACAUCGUUUUCUCCACCGAGAAGAAGCAGCAUUUGGUCUCCAUCGAGGAUGCGGAUCUGGCUACGGGACAGUGGAAGAACAUCACGCUGUUCGUGCAGGAGGACCGGGCUCAGCUGUACGCCGGAUGCGAGGACGUCAACACGGCCGAGCUGGACGCGUCCAUCCAGAGCAUCCUCACUACGGAGACGCCCAACAGUGCGCGGCUCCGGAUCGGGAAAGGAGCGGUGAAGGACAGGUUCAUGGGAGUCCUUCAAAACGUGCGCUUUGUUUUUGGAACAACCCUGGAGGCAAUCCUUCGCAACAAGGGGUGUCAGAGCUCGACAGAUGCCGCCAUCAUGGAGAAUCUCAACGGUUCCUCAGCCAUCAGGACGGAGUACACCGGACAUAAAACUAAAGAUCUGCAGAUGGUCUGCGGCUUCUCCUGCGAUGACCUGGUCAGCAUGUUCAAGGAGCUGAAGGGUCUGGGCGUGGUGGUCAAAGAGCUGUCCCUUGAGCUCCGCAAGUUGACCAACGAAAACAAGCUGAUUAAGAACCGCAUCGGCAUCCACAGUGGCGUCUGCAUUCAUAACGACAUUGUGCACAAGAACAGGGAAGAGUGGACCGUGGACGACUGCACAGAGUGCACUUGUCAGAACUCUGCCAUAGUCUGUCGUAAGAUCUCCUGCCCUCUGAUUCCCUGCGCUAACGCUACCGUACCCGACGGGGAGUGUUGUCCACGCUGCGGAACACCGAGCGACUACGCAGAGGAUGGCUGGUCGCCGUGGUCUGAAUGGACCCAUUGUUCCGUGUCAUGUGGGCGGGGCAUUCAGCAGCGCGGGCGCUCUUGCGACCGUCUCAAUAACAACUGCGAGGGCACCUCUGUGCAGACCCGAGACUGCUACCUCCAGGAGUGUGACAAGCGCUUCAAGCAGGAUGGCAGCUGGAGCCACUGGUCGCCAUGGUCCUCAUGCUCGGUUACCUGCGGCGCUGGUGUCAUCACCCGCAUCCGGCUGUGCAAUUCUCCAACCCCCCAGUUCGGAGGCAAGGACUGCGUGGGAGAGGGUCGGCAAACGGAAAAGUGUCAAAAGUCUCCAUGCCCCAUCAAUGGCAACUGGGGACCCUGGUCGCCAUGGGAUACGUGCUCCGUUACGUGUGGAGGUGGCACGCAGACUCGUAAGCGGCUGUGCAAUAACCCUGAACCCAAAUAUGGUGGGAAGGAGUGCGUCGGUGACACCAAAGAAAUGCAGACGUGCAACAAGAAGAACUGUCCAGUUGAUGGAUGCCUUUCAAAUCCUUGUUUCGCUGGGGCCAAGUGCACCAGUUUCCCUGAUGGUUCCUGGAAAUGUGGGAAAUGCCCUGUGGGCUAUAGUGGCAAUGGUAUCAAAUGUAAAGAUAUUGAUGAGUGCAAAGAAGUCCCAGACGCUUGCUUUGAGUUCAACGGUGUACACCGCUGUGAGAACACAGAGCCUGGCUACAACUGUCUUCCCUGCCCCCCUCGUUAUUCAGGACCUCAGCCCUUUGGUAAAGGUGUGGAGCAGGCGGCGGCAAACAAACAGGUCUGCUCACCACGAAAUCCCUGCCUGGAUGGAAGCCACAACUGCAACAAACACGCCCGCUGUAACUACGUGGGACAUUUCUCCGAUCCCAUGUUCCGAUGCGAGUGCAAACCAGGCUACGCCGGAAAUGGACAUAUCUGUGGAGAGGACACCGAUCUGGAUGGAUGGCCCAAUGCUGACUUGGUUUGCGUGGAGAACGCCACCUACCACUGCAAAAAGGACAACUGCCCCAACCUACCCAACUCUGGGCAGGAAGAUUACGAUAAGGACGGCAUUGGAGAUGCUUGCGAUAUCGAUGAUGACAACGAUGGCAUUCCUGACGACAGGGACAACUGUCCGUUUAUCUUCAACCCCAGACAGUACGACUACGACCGUGAUGACGUUGGCGAUCGCUGUGACAACUGCCCUUACAAUAGCAACCCUGACCAAACAGACACGGACAACAAUGGAGAGGGAGAUGCCUGCGCUGUAGACAUUGAUGGAGAUGGCAUCCUUAACGAAAAGGACAACUGCCCCUACGUUUAUAAUGUCGACCAACGAGACACAGACUUGGACGGGGUGGGAGACAUGUGUGACAACUGUCCUCUGGAACAUAAUCCAGAUCAGGUGGAUUCUGAUGAUGACCGCGUGGGAGACAAGUGUGACAGCAACCAGGAUAUCGACGAGGAUGGGCACCAGAACAAUCUGGACAACUGCCCAUACAUCCCGAAUGCCAAUCAGGCCGAUCACGACAAGGACGGAAAAGGAGACGCCUGCGACCACGACGACGACAACGAUGGCAUCCCAGAUGAGAAGGACAACUGUAGACUCGCCUUCAAUCCUGACCAGGUUGACUCUGAUGGCGAUGGCCGUGGAGAUGCAUGCAAAGACGACUUUGACCAAGACAACGUGCCCGACAUCUACGACGUGUGUCCGGAGAACUUUGACAUUAGCGAGACAGACUUCCGCAAGUUCCAGAUGGUUCCUCUGGAUCCAAAAGGCACUUCCCAGAUCGAUCCUAACUGGGUGGUCCGUCACCAGGGUAAAGAACUUGUCCAAACAGUCAACUGUGACCCCGGAAUUGCUGUCGGCUACCAUGAGUUCAAUUCGGUGGACUUCAGCGGGACCUUCUUCAUCAACACCGAGAGAGACGACGACUAUGCCGGCUUUGUGUUUGGGUACCAGUCUAGCUCCAGGUUCUAUGUGGUGAUGUGGAAGCAGAUUACUCAGACCUACUGGUCCAACAAACCCACUAAGGCCCAGGGCUACUCCGGCCUGUCCAUCAAAGUGGUCAAUUCCACCACUGGCCCAGGAGAACACCUCAGGAAUGCCCUCUGGCAUACCGGGAAUACUCCAGGACAGGUCCGCACUCUUUGGCACGACCCUAAGAACGUUGGAUGGAAAGAUUUCACUGCCUACAGAUGGCAUCUGAUCCACAGACCAAGAACAGGACAUAUCAGAGUUGUGAUGUACGAAGGAAAGAAGAUUAUGGCCGAUUCUGGUAGCAUCUACGACAAGACCUAUGCAGGAGGAAGACUAGGUCUUUUUGUCUUCUCACAGGAGAUGGUUUACUUCUCAGACCUCAAGUAUGAGUGCAGAGAUGCAUAAAUGCAAAGCGCUGGAUGCUCUGAGGAAUGCACCUUUUCGUAGUCAUGAACUCUUUUUCAUUUUCUUGUAAAGUCCAGGGACCGAUUUUUUUUUUUUUUUUAAUCUCCGCAACGCUUUCUUAUGCAGUGUAGAGGGUGAAAGGGGAUGUGAUGCGAUCUCAGAGUGGCGAGAAGCCGCUUUGGGCCGAGCACCAAACGGCCUGAGUGCCGUUUGAGGAUCAGAGAGUCCCUUCUCCUCCACCCUUCCGCAAGAGCAGGGAGAAAAAGGAAAAUAUUCCCUCCCGCCCUGCCUUUGCCAGUAAGACACCAGCACCUUUCUGUCCCAGCUCUCCUUGUUUUCUUGCGCUCUGAAAGACCUCAUUCAUGUCUGUGCGGGAAAGGCUUCCCCAUAGACAACUAUGCACUUCCAAACGUUGACAUCCUCUCCCUGCCUUCCUCACCUUAGCCCUCUCUGGAUGGACAUCCCAAAGAAAAGACUGAGUACAUAUUCCAUUUGCUUUACCGGCUCGUACAUUCGGAAUGAUGGACUCACACAAAAAUGGCAGCAGUAACAUUUUAAGGAAUCUUUCUUGUUGAGGAAUUGAUGACUGAAGAAAUAAGGGGAACGUGAUCUCAUUGAUGUUUGUGCGUGGAUGGAAAAUGAAAGUACUUCAUGUACCUAAGAAAAGCCUAAAAAAAGGACAACAUACGCAGUACGGAGCUGAGUCACUUAGCCUUGUGUUCGUCCUGGAUUGCUAAACAUCUCUCAGGAAACAUCAAGAGCCACCAAUCAGCGUUCCCUCCAAAUCUGCUCAACAAGAGAAUAACCCUCAUCAUUUGAGGUGUGAAUUAGCUAUUAUGUAAAUACAUAGAAUUUAUUGACUCAUGCCUACAAUGUAGGCAGUAAAAACAAUUGGAAUACUCGAAAAAAAAAAAGUACCGACUAAAUUGGAUGAAAAAUGAACUCAAUCAUGAAACUGGAUGUGUUGCUCUUGCAAGAUGGCGACUUCCGUUUAUUAUUUGAAAGGAUUUUAGUACUUGUGAAUAAAACGGCAUUUCAUUCCAACACAAGCUACCCCAGUGAGAGUGACAGCAGAAUGGCAGAGUUCCUUUUUUAUGGAUAACUUUAUGGUAAAUAUGUCCAGACAUGGUAAAUUAUUUUUCUGUUUUGUCUUAGCUGUGUGUGAGAGGUCAUUGUGUGUGUGUGUGUGUGUGUGUGUGUAGAUAAAUGCUAUUUAAAUAAUUUAUCUGGAUGUGUUGCCGUACAAAAGGGCACGUGUCCGUCUGUAUAAACGGUUUGCACACUGACGUGAGGAUGUUGUAUUCUUUUAUCAUUUUGUGUAUCGAUAUUAUGGUUAUUUUUGUACAAUUAGUUUUGCUCGUCUGUAAACAUGUUCUUAGUUGUACAAAGCUAAAAAAAAAAUGCUGUUUUUAUUCAUAGUGAUUAUUUUGUUACACAUUUCAAGAUAAUAAAUAGUUCAAAGAUUCA
Doryrhamphus excisus (bluestripe pipefish) is the source of this 5154-nucleotide messenger RNA. It is a transcript of the gene thbs1b, whose product is annotated as thrombospondin 1b. Lineage: Eukaryota; Metazoa; Chordata; Actinopteri; Syngnathiformes; Syngnathidae. Gene Ontology annotation, biological process: negative regulation of angiogenesis; cell adhesion. The record is from RefSeq and is a predicted model, not a curated record. Gene Ontology annotation, molecular function: protein binding; calcium ion binding. Gene Ontology annotation, cellular component: extracellular region.